CGCGCUCCCGGCGCGGCGGUGACGCAACGCAGGUGAGGGCGGUGGGCGGUGUGGCUCCCGGCGCGGAGCGGCGCCUCCCGGAAGCGAGGCCCGCGUUGCUGACCCCGCCGGCUCUCCGAGUCGGCCGUGAUGCGCUCGGUUCACGGCUCCCCGCCCUCGGGAGCCUUCACCGCUGCGUCAGGCGCUGCAGAACAGGAGGGCUCUGGCUGCGGGAGGACCCCCUUGUUUUUGUGAUGGCGGAUGAGGACUGACUCCCAGAACACUGGCCAACCUCUGACCCGUCAGCAUGGGAAGGAUUGGAAUCUCCUGUCUAUUUCCUGCUUCCUGGCAUUUUAGCAUCUCUCCAGUGGGAUGUCCUCGAAUUUUGAAUACCAAUUUACGCCAAAUUAUUGUUAUUAGUAUUCUGGCUGCUGCUGUUUCACUUUUAUACUUUUCUGUCAUCAUAAUCCGAAAUAAGUAUGGGCGACUAUCCAGAGACAAGAAGUUUCAAAGGUACUUGGCACGGGUUACUGACAUCGAAGCUACCGACACCAGCAACCCCAAUGUGAACUACGGUGUCGUGGUGGACUGUGGCAGCAGCGGGUCUCGGGUGUUUGUCUACUGCUGGCCCAGGCACAACGGCAAUCCCCGUGACCUGCUGGACAUCAGGCAAAUGAGGGAUAAACACCGAAAGCCAGUGGUUAUGAAAAUAAAACCAGGCAUUUCAGAAUUUGCUACUUCUCCAGAGAAAGUCAGCGAUUACAUUUCUCCACUCUUGAACUUUGCUGCAGAGCAUGUGCCGCGGGCAAAACACAAAGAGACACCUCUUUACAUUCUUUGCACAGCUGGAAUGAGAAUCCUUCCUGAAAGCCAGCAGAAAGCCAUCCUGGAAGACCUUCUGACUGACAUCCCUGUGCACUUUGACUUUCUGUUUUCUGAUUCUCAUGCUGAAGUAAUUUCAGGGAAACAAGAAGGUGUGUAUGCUUGGAUCGGCAUUAAUUUUGUCCUCGGACGAUUUGAGCAUAUUGAAGAUGAUGACGAGGCUGUGGUGGAAGUGAACGUUCCUGGGAGUGAAGGCAGUGAAGCCAUUCUCCGCAAAAGAACUGCCGGUAUUCUCGACAUGGGAGGCGUGUCGACUCAGAUAGCAUACGAAGUCCCCAAAACUGUAAGCUUUGCCUCCUCACAGCAGGAAGAAGUGGCUAAGAACUUGCUGGCUGAGUUUAACCUUGGAUGUGAUGUUCAUCAGACUGAGCAUGUGUACCGAGUCUAUGUGGCCACAUUUCUUGGGUUUGGUGGCAAUGCUGCCCGGCAGAGAUAUGAAGAUAAGAUAUUUGCCAACACAGUUCAAAAGAACAGGCUCCUGGGGAAGCAAACUGGUCUAGCUCCUGAUACUCCGUACCUGGACCCCUGCUUACCCCUAGACAUUAAAGAUGAAAUCCAGCAGAACGGACAGACCAUGUACCUGCGGGGAACGGGAGAUUUUGACCUGUGUCGACAGACUCUCCAGCCUUUUAUGAACAAAACUAAUGAGACGCAGACUUCCCUCAAUGGGGUCUACCAGCCCCCGAUUCACUUCCAGAACAGCGAAUUCUAUGGCUUUUCUGAAUUCUACUACUGCACUGAGGACGUGCUGCGAAUGGGAGGAGACUACAAUGCUGCCGCAUUCACCAAAGCUGCGAAGGAUUAUUGUGCAACAAAGUGGUCGAUCUUACGGGAGCGUUUUGACCGAGGACUAUAUGCCUCUCACGCUGACCUCCACAGGCUAAAGUAUCAGUGCUUCAAAUCCGCCUGGAUGUUCGAGGUGUUCCACAGCGGCUUUUCGUUUCCCGUCACCUAUAAAAAUUUAAAGACCGCCUUGCAAGUUUAUGACAAGGAGGUUCAGUGGACCCUUGGAGCAAUCCUCUACAGGACCCGCUUUUUGCCCUUAAGAGACAUCCAGCAGGAGACCUUCCGGGCCAGUCACGCUCACUGGCGGGGCUUCUCCUUUGUCUACAAUCACUACCUGUUCUUCGGCUGCUUCCUGGUGGUCCUGCUCGCCAUCCUUCUCUACCUGCUGCGGCUCCGGCGCAUCCACAGGCGGAUGCUCCGCAGCGGUUCGGCCGCGGCCCUCUGGCUGGAGGAGGGCCUUCCAGCCCAGAAGAUUGCGGGCCCCUUGUGAACACAGACAAGAGGGAGAGAGCCCAGGAAGACUGUCUAAAGGAAAAGCCAUUUUUGCCUCAGGGUUUCUUCUCUUUGUGUUUGGUUUUAUUUUUCCUUUCUCUUUUUGUUUUUUGAAACAAAAACGAAUUACAUCGUUUAUAAACUCUGCUGUCCUGGAAGAA
Pteronotus mesoamericanus is the source of this 2300-nucleotide messenger RNA. RefSeq names its product ectonucleoside triphosphate diphosphohydrolase 4 (gene ENTPD4). Gene Ontology annotation, biological process: UDP catabolic process. Gene Ontology annotation, molecular function: GDP phosphatase activity; UDP phosphatase activity. Gene Ontology annotation, cellular component: Golgi apparatus. The coding region runs from base 287 to 2137 and encodes 616 amino acids. The transcript has 13 exons. The record is from RefSeq and is a predicted model, not a curated record. Lineage: Eukaryota; Metazoa; Chordata; Mammalia; Chiroptera; Mormoopidae.